This is a messenger RNA of Benincasa hispida (wax gourd), 1403 nucleotides long. Lineage: Eukaryota; Viridiplantae; Streptophyta; Magnoliopsida; Cucurbitales; Cucurbitaceae. The record is from RefSeq and is a predicted model, not a curated record.
AGACAUAGAGCAGCCAUUCAUUUGGGAAUCUCAUCAUCUCCUCUUCUUCUCUCUCACCCACAAACACAAAACUUUCUAAAAACCAAUUACCAUCUAUUCUGCAACUCCCUCAAUCACCAUCCCCACUUUUUCCCUUCUCUAUUUCUUCCCCCUACUGAGGCCUAAAACUCACUCUUCUUCUCUUUCUUAGCCUCCUCUCUUCCCCCAACUAGUUUUUUUAGCUCUUUCCUUUGAAUUUCCUAUCUGGGUUCCAAACACUUAGUGGUGACAUGGGUCUUUUUGCAGCCUUGGCACAAAUUGCUGAUUGAUAUGGGGUUCUGGAAUUGAUUCAGGAUCGAGAGCAAGACAGAGCUGAAAGAUUUGGUGCACCAUCGGGGAAGAUAGCAAGAGUAUAUACUUAUGGCGAUUCACAGUUUGACUGCAAUAAUUUCUGCUUCAACUGGUCCAUGGAAGCCCGGAGGCUUGCUAUUCUCUAUUCGCAUCUCUGCCCAAUUAACUUGGGUCGUAGCCCAGCUCCUCUCUUAAAUCUUUCCUCUUCGAGCUGUGAUUCUGGAUCCAAGAGUAAGCAUCUAAUUUAUGAUUCCCAAAAGGGGAGUCUGCAAGAUGAUUGUGUUUUCUGCAGGAUUAUACGAGGCGAGGCACCUGCUUUUAAGCUCUAUGAAGAUGAUAGUUGCCUUUGUAUAUUAGACACUAGACCACUGAGUAAUGGGCACUCUCUAAUUAUACCAAAAUCUCAUUAUUCUUCUUUGGAAGCUACACCUCCUUCUGUGAUAGCUGCAAUGUGUUCUAAAGUUCCCAUCAUUAGCAAUGCAAUCAUGAAGUCUACUGGUAGUGAUUCAUUCAACUUAUUAGUUAACAAUGGUGUGGCCGCUGGUCAAGUUAUAUUCCAUACUCACAUUCACAUAAUUCCACGCAAGGCGAGGGAUUGCUUAUGGGCAUCUGAGGUUAUGCAGAGUUUGGAGAGAAGAACGCUAAAAUUUGAUGAGGAGGCAUCAAGGCUUGCAAAAAGUAUACAAGAAAUUUUACACAGCACCAAAGAGAAUGAUAGUAAGGUUCAAGAAUCAAAUCUCACUGAAAAUUAGUAAUAUAAUUAGGCUGCUGCUGCAAUUUUAGCUUGUAUUAUUUUGUACCAUAUUCAUGUAUGUGAAUUACAGUUAAUUCUUUUUAAGCACCAUACAAUUGGAUACUUAACAAACAAUAAGGCAGGAAAAAGAAAGGUUUGCUUGUUGAUCUGGUUGUAAAGUUUACUUGUUGGGUGUGGUGCAAAGUUUAUGAGAAAAAGAAGAGAGAAUGAUAGAAUCCCAUUGGUUGGGAGAAAUUUUAUUAUUUUCACUUCCUAGAUUUGAUGAUGUAAUGUAAUUUCAGUUUAUACAUUCAAGUGAAAUGUUUGUCAUUUAACAAAA